GAGGUUAUAAAACAAAUGUUUGAGGAGGCAUAAUAUGAAGGGGACGAUUUCGGAUGAGAUAGAAGUGAGUGUGCCUGCAAAUGUAGCAUGGGAGCUCUAUGGGACAUUGCAACUAUCUAGGUUCAUUGUGCAACAAUUGCCUACUCUUCUUAACAAAGUUGAUGUGAUUGAAGGUGAUGGUACUACUGGAACUGUCCUCAAAAUCACUUUCCCCCAAGGUACACCAGGAAUAAUACCCUAUUUCAAGGAGAGAUUCAACAUAGUAGAUGAUGAGAAAAGGUACAAGCAAUCUCAAGUGAUUGAAGGUGGAUAUGUUGAUCUUGGUUAUACUUUCUAUGGAAUUAGGUUUGAGGUAAAUGAGAAAGAUGAAAAUUCAUGCAUCACUAAAUUUACAGUGAGUUAUGAAGUUGAAGAUGUGAGACUUGCAAGUCAUGCAUUCACUAUGGUUGAGCCAUUGCAAACUGUCAUCAAAUCAGCCAAGACUUACCUAACAAACAAGACACAUAAUUGAGAUGAAUAUGUUACCUUGUUUGUUAUAUCAAAUUCAAUAGCAUUUUGAGCUGUCUAGACUAAAGAAAGAUAUAUUUAUGUGAUGCAAAAAAGUAUAAUACUAUCAAUCUUCUGCCUUUUUUCAAGUUCUAACUU
Molecule: messenger RNA, 645 nt
Organism: Capsicum annuum
Lineage: Eukaryota; Viridiplantae; Streptophyta; Magnoliopsida; Solanales; Solanaceae
Product: norbelladine synthase
Exons: 3
Coding region: 35-511 (158 amino acids)
Biological process (GO): defense response; abscisic acid-activated signaling pathway
Cellular component (GO): nucleus; cytoplasm
Molecular function (GO): abscisic acid binding; signaling receptor activity; protein phosphatase inhibitor activity
Source: RefSeq, a predicted model, not a curated record